Caenorhabditis elegans is the source of this 652-nucleotide messenger RNA. It is a transcript of the gene F15B9.8, whose product is annotated as Beta/gamma crystallin 'Greek key' domain-containing protein. The transcript has 5 exons. NCBI's taxonomy places the organism in Eukaryota, Metazoa, Nematoda, Chromadorea, Rhabditida, Rhabditidae. The coding region runs from base 6 to 512 and encodes 168 amino acids. The record is from RefSeq and is marked reviewed.
AAGACAUGAACCGGUGCAUCUUGCUCGCUCUCUUACCCCUUAUUUCAGCGAUUCCAGUUGCUGUUAAUAUAGAUGAUCAAGACGCAGUGAAUUUGGGAGCUUACGAUCGAGCACGAUUUGAUCUCGUAGAAAGUUUCCACCCUCUUCAGCCAGCUUCUGCAGUUACAAACGAUCAAAUUGCUGAAGUGCGUGCCAAAGCAGCUGGUGUGAGGCAAAACGAAGCUUCAAUUUCAAUUGACUUGCCAACACAAAUGCUUUCCGGGAGUUCGGGAAGAAUUCCAGAAAGAUUGGCGUUCGGAGAAUGGACUGAGUGGACUUCAUGGUCAAUGUGCCAAAAUGGAGAGAGAUCAAGAGUUCGUACAUGUGUUUCCAGAAAACCAGCUCUUCGUGUUGUAUGCCACGGAGAUGCUAUUGAGAUUGAGAAAUGCUACGUUGACGCCGGAGAAGGUCAUAUUCCAGUUGCCGCCGACCCAUGGUCCAUCGAACGUGAGAUUAGCGGAGAUUUUGCCUAAAUCCGAACAAUUUCCGAAGAGAGGAGCACAGAGACCUCUUAUUUAAUAAUUCAUUCAUUUUCUCACAGUCAGUUCUCGAAUUGUAUGCACUAAUUGUUAUUUUCGUUUUCCAAUUCAAUCUAAUAAUAAUUUAUUUAUUU